Fibroporia radiculosa is the source of this 387-nucleotide messenger RNA. RefSeq lists its product as uncharacterized. Bases 1 to 387 code for a protein of 128 amino acids. The record is from RefSeq and is a predicted model, not a curated record. Lineage: Eukaryota; Fungi; Basidiomycota; Agaricomycetes; Polyporales; Fibroporiaceae. The transcript is spliced from 6 exons.
AUGGCUGUUUCAACGCGUCGAUUACAAAAGGAGUUGAUGGACAUCAAGACGCAGGGCGCACCAGUAGGUAUCCAGCUGCUGAGCGCCGAUGAUCUCCAGACAUGGUACCUUUCGCUUGAAAUUCUAGGUGAGACAGUAUAUGCGGGCGAAAAAUUCGCACUGAAGUUCCGCUUCGACAAUUCAUAUCCCAUAUCUUCCCCCGCUGUGCAAUUUGUAGUGGAUGACACACAUAAAGCACCUAUUCAUCCGCACGUGUAUUCCAACGGUCAUGCGAAAGAACUACCACCAGAUAACGACCGCUAUGUCCGGCAUGCCCCGGAGAAUCCAAAAAAGGUCGCUCUCUUUUCCGUCUUGUCCAAUUCCUUACUCACGCAUGACGCCUGGUGA